AUGUUGAUAUUCGUGCUGUUGGUUGCCAUCCUACUCCCAUCAUCGAUUUGCAUCGAGUCCGAAGAAUCGUUCCAUCCCUUAUUGGCGGCACCGAAGGACCAGCCUGGUGUAAGGGUUCGCAUUCUUCCAAGAGGCCUUAGUUAUCUUAAUUAUUUGUUGGCGAAUGUGUUAGCAGACCAGUUACCUCGCCUCAUAAUUCCUGAUGUCGAACACAUUCUUCCCAGUAAUCAAGGCAAUAUUUAUAUAUCACAUAUUCGAUUGUCAAGGUUUCGAAGGGCUGAAAAUCAGUACCUGAAUGCGACAGCUCCGAAUAAAUUAUCCUGGGCAAUGAAAAAUUUGGACAUAGGGCUUCUUGGAGAUCUGAGCGGCUCCGUGAACAUUGUAGUUCCUCUGAAUCUAACCGGUCAAGUCGAAAUCCUAGCUCAAGGUCUCACGUUUCAUCUGGAAUCGUCGAUUGAAAAAGGGAUAAAUGGGUCAGCAAGAGUUUCGUCACUCUCAUGCACUGCCACCAUUCGCGAUGUUCAAGUCACCAAUCACAAUGGUGGACUUUUUGGUCUUGCUGUCUCUGUAUUCAAGCAAGGCGUUUCGGACAAUGUUCGACAUAUGCUGCAAGGCAUUAUUUGCCAAAAAGUUCGAAAAUAUAUUGAUGAAGACGCUAAUCGGAAACUUGCCGAAGUUCAAACCUCUAGUAAACUAGGUGACGCUAUUGAAGCAAAUGCUUUGAGAAUGAUCGGAAAUCAGAAAAAUCACAUCGAUGUGACGAGUAUUUUUGAUCCAGCAAUGGCGAGAAACUUCUUCAUCGAUUUUAGGCUUAAAGAGCACCCAAUUUGCCUUGAUAAUAUGGUGGAGCUCGCCUCUUCAGGAGAGAUUUCCUAUAACGGACUUGGUGAUACCCCAUUUGGACCAGUUGACUCCUCGUGGCCAACCAGAACCCCAUUCCGGCCGUUUGUUGACUCGAUGACUAACAAGGAUUCCAUGAUUGAACUAAUGGUGUCUGAUUUCCUUCCGAAUUCCAUGUUGUACCAUGCAUAUAGACAUCGUCUUAUUAAAGUGCUUCUCACACCGAAAAUGGAAAGCGUUUCCGCGUUUCUGCGUACAACUUGCGAGGGAUCUUUUUGUAUUUCGGAUUUGGCUCCGCAACUCGCCGAACAGUAUCCGAAUUCUACUGUCGAAUUGGCUAUUUCAGCAACUAGGGCGCCUGCAAUUCUGUUCAGUGAACGAAAUGGAGGAACUAUUUCAAUUUCCAUGGGUGGAAUCGUCGUAGUUUUUGCCAUAAAUGGUUCUAAGAAGCGUCAAGUCAUCGUAGUUGAUCUCGACGUCGUCGCAGAUGCCAAACUUUCUAUUCAAAAUCAUAGUAUUAGUGGUUCUGUAGAAUUAAGGAAGUUUGAUCUGAAAAAGAGGACUGGAACUGUUGAUAUCACCGAUUCUGAGAUUGAUGAUAUCGCUCUUCUUGUUAGCCAACUUUCCGAGAAUUUGCUGAACGGAUUGCUUGUGAAUGGAAUGCCGAUCCCAAUUCCAAAAGUCUUACGAAUCAAGGAUACUAAAAUAAACGUUUUGAGUCGAAGAAUGCAUAUUCAACUUGAUGUUGAUGUCGAUGAACGAAGAUUGUCUCGAUUGGCUUCUGAGAAAUUCUUCAAAAGUCCUCAGUUCUCCGAUCCUCCAAUGAACCCAAUGAGACGACUUGUUAGACCAACAAUGUUCCUUGACAAUCGUCGACGAAUUCCACCACAAAUGUUUACAAACUGGUCGCCUGAUAUUGCUUAA
This is a messenger RNA of Caenorhabditis bovis, 1764 nucleotides long. NCBI's taxonomy places the organism in Eukaryota, Metazoa, Nematoda, Chromadorea, Rhabditida, Rhabditidae. The record is from the annotation of a GenBank genome assembly.